GAGACCAUGGAGGGCAGGCCUAUUUCAAGCAAAGCCUGGGCUGUAGCUGUAACUCAGCUUCUAAUUAUGAGCUCAAGCUUGUUGAAUGUAAAAUCACAGUCAUCAACAACUUUAGUUCCUGCAAUCAUUACCUUCGGCGAUUCAACCGUUGAUGUUGGCAACAAUGAUUACUUGCACACCAUUUUUAAAGCUGAUUUCCCUCCUUAUGGAAGAGAUUUCAAGAACCAUGAAGCUACAGGAAGAUUCUGCAAUGGAAAAUUAGCAACUGACAUAACUGCUGAAACACUGGGAUUUACAACAUUUCCAGUAGCUUAUCUGAGUCCUCAGGCUUCAGGAAAGAACCUUCUGAUAGGAGCAAAUUUUGCUUCUGCUGCUUCUGGGUAUUAUGAUGGCACUGCAAUCUUAUAUCAUGCCAUACCUUUAUCACAGCAGUUGGAAUACUACAAGGAGUACCAGUCAAAGCUAGCCAAAGUUGCUGGGAGUAGCAAGGCUUCCUCUAUUAUAUCGCAAGCUCUGUACAUUCUAAGUGCUGGAGCAAGUGAUUUCGUCCAAAACUACUAUAUCAAUCCUUAUCUAUACAAAAUCUACAGUCCUGAUGAAUUUUCUUCUUUUCUAGUUGGCAUCUUCUCAGACUUUGUCACGGAUUUGUAUAAGCUGGGAGCAAGGAGGAUUGGAGUCACCACUCUUCCACCAAUUGGUUGCCUUCCAGCAUCCAUUACACUAUUUGGAAAGGGAAGCAAUGGCUGCGUUUCUAGGCUAAAUUCAGAUGCCCAAGGCUUCAACAAGAAAAUUAAUUCAGCUGUUAGCUCUCUCACAAAGAAACUUCCACAGCUAAAGAUUGCCAUCUUUGACAUCUACCAGCCUCUCUAUGAACUAGUUGCAAAUCCUUCUAAGAGUGGUUUCUUCGAGGCUAGGAGAGGUUGUUGUGGAACUGGAACAGUUGAGACUACAUCAUUACUUUGCAAUCCCAAAUCAAUAGGAACUUGCCCAAAUGCUACAGGUUAUGUAUUCUGGGAUAGUGUUCACCCAUCAGAGGCUGCAAAUCAGGUUCUAGCAGAUUCACUCAUCGUAGAAGGCAUUGGCCUUAUUGCAUGAGAGAAAGAUAUGGGGGAAAAAUAGUUAAAGAUACUUUCUGUUUUAUU
Molecule: messenger RNA, 1142 nt
Organism: Dendrobium catenatum
Lineage: Eukaryota; Viridiplantae; Streptophyta; Magnoliopsida; Asparagales; Orchidaceae
Product: GDSL esterase/lipase APG
Exons: 5
Coding region: 7-1095 (362 amino acids)
Cellular component (GO): apoplast
Molecular function (GO): hydrolase activity, acting on ester bonds
Source: RefSeq, a predicted model, not a curated record